CGCAGCAGUCAGACGGCACGAAGAAAAUGGCGAAGGCGACAAAGAAAUGUACAAAGUAAUCCAGUACGUUUAUACGGUUGAAGGAGUUAAUUAAGAAGUGGCAGGUUGCGGGUGUUGACGCAGUUUCUGAGCUGUUUGAAAGAACGAUGGCGUCGGGCGGGGAGGAACUUUCCAGAAAAAGAGAGGAGAACGAGCGACAACUGGAGGUUUGCACGACGUACGUUGUGCUAAAAAUCCCAGAUGUCGAGCAGCUCGGCCCUCAGCUGCAGGGAGGGGGCGCCACUUUGAAGCAGGAUGAUCCACAGACCCCUCACGCUAAAGAGGAAGAGGAGGAACUCUGGACCACUCAAGAGGGAGAUUGUCUUCUGGGGCCGGAGGAGGCUGAUCUCACCAAGUUUCCACUGGCUGGUGUGUCUGUGAAGACUGAAGACCAUGAAGACACACCACCUGAGUCCUUACAGCUUCAUCACAGUCCACAUGUCCAGCAACUGAUUGGUCAUCAAGUAGAACGUGCCCUUCAGCCGCAGCAGGGGAGCUCCGCUUUGAAGCAGGAGGAGCAGGAGUCCCUUCAUGUUAAAGAGGAAGAGGAGGAAGCCUGGACCGCUCGGGACGGAGCGUGUUUUCUCGGGCCGGAGGAGGCUGAUCUCACCCAGUUGCCGCUGACUGGUGUCCCUGUGUGGACUGAAUACUACGAAGACAAACCACGGCUUCUUCCUGAGGCUGAACACGGGGACUACACCCAAGAAACUUUGAGCGACGAUAUCGAUUGUGAAGGCGAUAAGAGAUCUCACAGCGACAGCAAACACACGGAGUGCUCUAAAAAGAAGACGACAGAAGAAAAAGGUAGGCUGGCAUCAUGUGCCAUGGCUGAACAACGACCUAAAAAAAGGACUCGGAAAUCGCAAAGAUUUCUCGACCGCUAUGGGGAGAGAUGGCCUUGCCUCAUCGUUUCCAGGCUGCCUUAUCACGCGUUCUGCACCGUGUGCAAGACAGACAUUGACAUCAGUCACCAAGGGGCAACAGAUUGCAGACGCCACGUAGAAGGAGCGAAACACAAAAAAUUUGAAAGGGCCUUGCCCUUCGUCCCGAAGAUCACCCCGCCAUUUUCUGCCGAUCCGGAUCUACGGACUAUCCGGGCAGAAACACUGUUCACCAACUUUAUAGCAGAGCACAAUUUGCCAGUGGCUGUCGCUGACCAUGCAGGGCCGUUAUUUAAGAAGAUGUUUCCAGACAGUCAGAUUGCCCAACAUUACGGCUGUGCCAGAACUAAAACAACUGCUAUACUGAACACGAUUUCUUCAAAUGACGAGCAGGUCAUCACUGACCUAAUGUGCUGCUUCCCUUUCAGCAUAGCUACUGACGGCAGCGCAUCAGACAUGGACGGUGUGAAAUUGCAUCCUUUAGUUGUCCGUGUGUACGAGCCCAGUGUUGGGAAAAUAGCAGUAGUGCUGCUGAAAGUUGUUGAGUGUCGGGACUCUACCAGCGAAGGGAUAUACAAUCUCAUGGACCAGGAACUAAACAAAAGGAAAAUACCGUGGGGUAAUUGCGUAAGCUUUGCCGCUGACAAUGCCUCUGUCAUGCAGGGGGCGAGAAGAGGUGUCGCGGCAUUCAUAAAAUCCCGGAAUCCGCACAUUUACAUAGUUGGUUGUGCGUGCCACCUCAUGCAUACGGCCGCGGAAAAGUCUUCCUCGAGUUUGAGCAUUGACAUUGAGGACAUGCUGAUUGUGAUCUACUACUACCUUGACAAGAGUAGCAAGAGGAAAGCGUUGGUGCGCGAGCUUCAAAUGCUGUGCGACACUGAUGUCAGGAAGAUUUUGAAGCUAUCCUCCACCAAAUGGCUGGCUCUGGGCAAAUGUGUCCAACGACUCCUCCAGCAGUGGGAACCGCUGACUCGUUUUUUUGCAGAAGAGGCAGCAGGGAAGGAGGAAGCUAAACCUCCUGCAUCGUCGGCUCAUCUCUCGCUGAAGAACGCAGCUGCCUGGAAGCCCUCAACUCUCACGUCUACCUCUGGGAAGUCCUCCAAAUUCUGUCUCAGAAAGUCCAAGAUGGGCCCGAGUUCCACACAGCGACAGGCAGCGCCGGGCGCUUUGCCCAAAGGGGUUGACCACUUUAUGUGUCUGCAAAAACAAAUGGGCGAGAAUCAGAAGGAUCUGUCCGAAAAGGCAGAGACCACAGCAGUCAGAAAACCGCAAAGGGUCUAUGCGUUCCUGACUGACCCGCAGGCCAAGCUGUAUGCUCUCUUCUUGAAAAGAGCUGUGCCGUUAUUUGAAACGGCAAAUCAGAUCCUGCAGAAAGAGGAGCCGUGCGUGCACACAUUGCUGCAGACGUUGGAGCUGCAGUUACAAAAAUUGUUGCUGGCCUUCUGCAAACCUGAGUGCGUGGUAGAAAUGAUGGAAGAAGUCAAGGGAGGACACCAACCCACUCUGUACCAAUCCAGCGAGCACCAGCUGCCUGAUGAGGAGCUGUGUAUCGGACAUGACACGCAGAUAUUUAUCAAAAGCCAAGGUGAAUUACCUCUUGGAGCUUUCUUCAGGGAUGUGAGGAAAUAUUUCACAGUAGCUGUUGAUUACUUGCUAUCUUCAUUCCCCUAUGGGGACGAACUGCUGCAUCACGCCGCCGUAGCUGACAUCAGCAGACGGCAAACGGCCAAAUUCUCCUCGCUGACGUACUUUAUAGACAGGUUCCCCUGCUUGUUGGGGAAUGGCGUCACGGUGGAUAAAGUGGACGAUGAGUUUCGGCUCUUUCAGUCCACCGCCUUGGAUGAUGAUAUUCUUACCAAACGGGUGGAUGAGGCUUGGGUAGAAAUAGGAGCGAUGGAAUCGGGAGGGACCAAGCUGUUUUCAAACCUCUCCGCAGUCAUGCUCGGUGUGUGUGUGAUUUUUCACAGCAAUGCGGACUGCGAAAGGAUCUUCAGCUUGGUCACUAAAAACAAGACGGCACGUCGUGCUUGCCUGAGUACAGAGGUGCUCAGUUCUCUGGUGACGAGAAAAGUCAUGAUCGCCUCCAAAGGCAGCGCUUGUUACAAAGAGACUUUCACUGAUGCGCUACUUAAAAAAGCCAAAUCUGCGACUUACAAUAAGUUUAACAAAGCCAAUGUUUGAACAUUACGUUUGGUCAUUUUGAAUAUUUUUUGGCGUUUGUUCACAGCACACUGACUGAAAUGGAUAACUCCUGAUUUAGGGGUGUAACGGUACUACUUCCUCGCGGUUCAAUACACACUUUUUGGUAUUAAGGCUAACGGUUUGGUUCAUUUUUGGGACUGCUUAGCUCCUGAGUCAACCAACCCCAUCGUCCAUCUUUGGGACUUGCCCGGUUGAUUGCUGGUGUGAAUUCCCUAGUUAUGUUUAUAUUUUGUACAGGCACAGCUGGGGACGGACUUCAUGUUUUUUUUUUUUGUUGUUGUUGUUUUUUAUGCCCGGCACCUUGCAGGGCAGCUAAGGGUCCUUCUUAGGACCAAUGGCACAUUCUAGCCUAGCCAUCCGCGCAGCUGCUGUUGAAAUGCAUGCAUAUGUUUACGUCUGUGUUGGUGAUAAGAGAGAGACAAUACAUCAAUGUCAAAUCAGCACAGCUGGAUGAAAAUGUGAACUGCGUUUUCAUAAACGCUCCAUCCUUUCUGACCGGAGCGGCUGUGCGGACAAGGCGCUCCAGCUAAUUUGCGUAAGUCACAUGCAGUCCUCGCUCUCCGCCACAGUCGUGAAAAUAUUCGGAAAAUGAAAUUCUUUAUCACAUUGUUGCCCUCUCCCCCUGGAGAGUGACCGACAGACAUGCGUUUUGACCACUGAACACACCCGGAACACACAUACACUCUCCAGGCACGCACCCAGCCCUGAGGUCGGUCUCCAAAGCCCGGUCGGAGGUUCCAGCACACACCAAUUUAGAUCUUGUCUCGGUUCACAGCCAAGACCAGGGGUCUUGUGUUAAAAAAGGUUGGUGAUCACUGGCUUAGCUUUUGUGUUUCAUAUUUUUCAUAGAGCCACUGGUUCCAGAGCCCUUGCUGUGUGUCGGAGUGAGUCCGACUAUAUCUAGCUAGACCUUCUCCACCUUGCACACCAGCUCUGGCUCUUUCCCCACCAGACAGGUGACAUUCCACUUGUCAAGAGAUAGCUUCUGCAGCUGAGGACUGAACUGCCAAGGUUCUCACCUUUGGCCGCCACCCAACACGCUCUGCACUCGAACCCUUUGGCCCCUCCCACGAGUAGUGAGCUCAUGGGAGGGAUAAAGUCAAAAUAUUGUGAGAAAAAAGUUGUAAUCUAACAAGAAAAAGUCAAGAAAAUAAUGUAAUAUUACGAUGAAAAAUAGAAUGAUUUUAGUACCACAAUGUUGAAAUGUUAAAUGUUAAAAUAUUAAAACGUUAUACUUAAAAAAAAAACCCAACAACAACAAAUAAAAACCCUGAAAAAUGAGGGUGCAUAAAAAUAUCUUUUGCUACGAGAAUAAAGUGAAAAUAUGGGAAUAAAGUUAUUAAAAACUGCUGUAAUUUUAUGAGAAUAAAGGCAAAUAUUAAGAGAAAAAGCACAUUCUAACGAGAAAGCCAAUUUCAAUUUUCGCAAAUAAACAGGUAAUAUUAUGGUGAAAAAUAGUAAUUUUAAUAGCAUGGAGUUGGAAAUAUUAAAGCCAUAUUAUGAGAAACAAAAUAAAUAAAGUUGUCAUUUUUGGAAAAGGAGAAAAAAUGGGGAAAAAAUGGAACAAAGAGCGAUGUUCAUUCAAAUAAUUUGCCUUUUUUUAAAAAUUAACUCCCAAAGCUGAGAUGCAGUUGUUAUUGUAGCUUUACAAAAUCCCAAAGGGGCCCCUGGAUCCUCUCAUUUUCCACUAUGUGGCCCUCGUUGGAAAAAGUUGGGACUCCCUUGUUCUUGUCAUUGAAAGAAUCACAGGAGAACACACCCAGGAGAAAAACCUUUUGAUUGCUCACUUUGUGGUUAAAAAAAACACUUUUCUUUUAAACCCAGCUUGAUGCAUACAUGCAGACGCGUGCUGGACAAAAACUGUCCAACACGCCAAUGGUGCGUCCAAACUUGAACGCACCAUUUGAAUGCACAACAUGCAUGAACCCUUUAGCUUACACAUGCGAACACGCAUGUUCUUGCCUAAACAAGAAUAAAUGAUUUUUUUUCCGAGAGUCAACAAGAAUCAUCUCAACCUGACUGGAACAAGUGUUUACAUUAAGUCAGAUGCUGGCAUCUCAAACCAGAUCAGACUUUUGGCAGCCAUUUGAAUUUAAAAUGACAUUUGAACAUGUUUUGGAUGUUUCUGAUGUAUGUCUGUCCAAUCUGGUCAAGAAAGUCAUUUCAUGUGCUUAUGUAAGUGUUGUUUGUUUUGGGGGUGUUUAAACCAGAAAUGUCUUGUUCAGAUGUUUUUUAAUGAGGCGAUUGUCGCUUUAUUCUUGAUAGAUUGCAUUCUGUGACAGAACAACAAGGCUGUCUGUAGCUGUGUGGUUUGGGAAGUGAUUGUAUUUCUGGAACUAUGUGUAUGAUGCACCGUUUAUACUUUAAGAACCGCUUGUGAUGAGACCAAAGGACGUACAGUAUUGCGGUUUAAUCCAUACAUGUUAUUCCAUGUAUUACCUGUCUUUCUUGUAAUGCAUGACCAAAAAUCUUAGUCAAAAAUGAGCAAAACCAGGCAACUGCUUUCAGCAUCAAGUUGCUGUGUUAGACAGCAACGUGAUCAUCGUCCAUUCUUGAUUAUGGUUAGGAUGAUGUCGUCAUGACGUCCUCUUAAAGUCCACUCGUCCAUUCAGGGGUGUACUGUAUCCUGCUACGUUGUCCAUAUCUAUUUUUUAAGUGUUGUGUUUAUAGCGCUGCUUCACUGAUCUUCUGGUGUUGACAACAUCCAGCAAUGCCAUUAAAAUAUGAAUUAGUAUUUUGUGGCAACAAUGAAAGAAGUACACUCUUGUUUAAUUGUGGCGUCCAUUCACAGCCAUUACAGUACGUGCAAUGCGUAUGAUGUGCGUUGGAAGGACGGAACUCAUUUGGAAUAGAUGGAAGUCUGUUUCACUGUUUUAAUAUUGUUUGAUAAAGAAAUACAAAGACGAGCUGGAGUAGUUGAUUUUGUUGAAUUUGAUAUUUAAACCUCCUUUGACAUGGUAACUUUUAAUGUUUUAACGAAUUGUAAUAAAAUCAUUGUUGUGUCUU
Dunckerocampus dactyliophorus (ringed pipefish) is the source of this 6128-nucleotide messenger RNA. RefSeq lists its product as uncharacterized. The coding region runs from base 147 to 3101 and encodes 984 amino acids. The transcript has 5 exons. Lineage: Eukaryota; Metazoa; Chordata; Actinopteri; Syngnathiformes; Syngnathidae. The record is from RefSeq and is a predicted model, not a curated record.